Panthera uncia (snow leopard) is the source of this 2406-nucleotide messenger RNA. It is a transcript of the gene SPAG6, whose product is annotated as sperm associated antigen 6. Gene Ontology annotation, cellular component: sperm principal piece; microtubule cytoskeleton; acrosomal vesicle. Bases 120 to 1496 code for a protein of 458 amino acids. The transcript has 10 exons. Gene Ontology annotation, biological process: sperm axoneme assembly; filopodium assembly; epithelial cilium movement involved in extracellular fluid movement. Gene Ontology annotation, molecular function: microtubule binding. The record is from RefSeq and is a predicted model, not a curated record. NCBI's taxonomy places the organism in Eukaryota, Metazoa, Chordata, Mammalia, Carnivora, Felidae.
GACGCGGGUACACAGAGAGACCCGGCUCCCGUCGGAGGCCGAGGCGUCGCGGCGGUCGCCCCCUCGGCGUCCUCGCAGGCCGGGCGCGGACCGGCCGCGUCGCCGCCGGGCUUGUCGCCAUGAGUCAGAGGCAGGUGUUGCAAGUGUUCGAGCAGUACCAGAAAGCCCGGAUCCAGUUCGUGCAGAUGGUGGCGGAGCUGGCGACCAGACCCCAAAACAUCGAGACCCUGCAGAACGCGGGUGUAAUGUCUUUGCUGAGGCCUCUUCUUCUGGAUGUGGUCCCAACAAUUCAACAGACUGCUGCAUUGGCUCUUGGGAGACUGGCGAAUUAUAAUGGUGACCUAGCAGAAGCAGUCGUGAAGGGCGACAUUCUUCCACAGCUUGUUUAUUCAUUGGCAGAACAGAAUCGUUUUUACAAGAAAGCAGCCGCCUUUGUGCUACGAGCAGUGGGGAAGCAUUCUCCUCAACUAGCUCAGGCGAUCGUGGAUUGCGGAGCCCUGGAUACACUGGUGAUAUGCCUGGAAGAUUUUGACCCUGGAGUCAAGGAAGCUGCAGCCUGGGCACUGGGUUACAUCGCAAGACAUAAUGCAGAACUGUCACAAGCUGUGGUGGACGCGGGAGCAGUUCCUCUGUUAGUCCUCUGUAUCCAGGAGCCAGAAAUUGCUUUGAAAAGGAUUGCUGCUUCGGCCCUCAGUGAUAUUUCAAAGCAUUCUCCAGAGUUAGCACAGACCGUAGUGGACGUGGGGGCCAUCGCUCACUUAGCCCAGAUGAUCCUGAACCCCGAUUCCAAAUUAAAGCGUCAGGUCCUUUCGGCUCUCAGUCAGAUUGCGAAGCACUCCGUGGACCUGGCAGAAAUGGUGGUUGAGGCAGAGAUUUUCCCAGUUGUACUCACCUGCCUGAAGGACAAAGAUGACUACGUGAAGAAAAAUGCUUCUACUUUAAUUAGAGAGAUUGCAAAACAUACACCGGAGGCUGUGCCCCAGUUGUCGGUCUGCCUGUCCGAAGAGCCAGAAGAUCACAUUAAGGCUGCGGCCGCCUGGGCCCUGGGACAGAUUGGGAGACAUACCCCGGAGCACGCGCGGGCCGUUGCCAUCACAAACACCCUGCCCGUACUGCUUUCGCUGUACAUGUCCACGGAGAGCUCAGAGGAUCUUCAGACAAAAAGUAAGAAAGCCAUAAAGAGUAUCCUACAAAAAUGCACCUAUUUACCGGCCCUUGAGCCGUUUCUGUAUGAUGCGCCCCCCAAUAUCCUGAAGCACGUGGUUGGACAGUUCAGUAAGGUACUGCCACAUGACAGCAAAGCUCGACGACUUUUCGUAACAAGUGGUGGACUGAAAAAGGUUCAAGAGAUAAAGGCAGGACCCGGCUCUCUGCUCCAAGAAUACAUCAACAGUAUUAACAGCUGUUACCCGGAGGAGAUAGUAAGGUAUUACUCCCCUGGAUAUUCUGAUGCACUUCUACAGAGAGUGGACAGCUACCAACCACUUGCCAAUUAAACAAAGUUCUGUUUUCGUACUCUAAUUCACCACAGGGCAUUAUGAACGGUAGCUGAUAACGUUCUUGCCAAAUAUUUGAACUGAGCGCAUUCUAGAUUUAUUCAGUGUGAAAUACCUUUGGAUAAUCUUUUCUAAAUUUAUGUAAAAAAAAAUUAGUGGCCUGAAUGAGGAAUGACUAUUGGUCACUUGCUUAGGACUUGCUCUAAGGGUGAACUGUAAAAAGACAUUAAAGGGCGCUAAGGCAUUUGUUAUUUUUCCAUUAACCAUCCCCAGCCCCUAAACACACAUACCUCCAACCAGAUAUAGGUGAAAAAUGAUGCUGAGAACUCUUAGUUAUCUUGGCCAGUUCCUCCCAGACACGGGCAAGGAAAGUGGCCUUGCAGAUUCCUCAGGAGGACAUUGAAGGGAGAUGUCAAAAGAGGAAACUGAUGACAGAAGUAGAAGGCACUUGAAGAGACUCUGAUGCUCUUUACCUAAAUGCAUUAACCAAACACUUGGAAUCUAUGGAUAACCUGUCAGGUUUUCUUAACAACUUAGGAAGCUCUCCUCCUCUUGAUGCCAAAUUUUCUAAGCUCUUUUUUCGCCUCACUGAAACAGUUCCUUUACCUUUCAUGGGGCUGGAGGAAGUCCGUAUUAAGCAUUAUUCCACUGCAGACAUGUUUCCCAUUUCAUUGAAGGGUUUCUGAGUCCAGCCCUGCUCGUGAAUAAACAAGGAAGCAGGCAAGUAAAAUGGGUCCUUAGUAUACCCUGUCCUAGCUUCACUUUCCCCCCAAGUUUUAAAAAUCACAUUUCCAGGGAUUUAAGAAAUAGUUUAAAAAGAAUACCUCCAGGCUUGGACUUUGCAUGCAUUUUCACUUAGGGAGCUGAAAGGGGGUGACAGGGGGUUUCAAUAAAAUUUUAAACAAAAACA